This is a messenger RNA of Cuscuta epithymum, 1340 nucleotides long. NCBI's taxonomy places the organism in Eukaryota, Viridiplantae, Streptophyta, Magnoliopsida, Solanales, Convolvulaceae. The record is from the annotation of a GenBank genome assembly.
ACUACUCUCUAAACCUAACGCGAGUUCAACGAUCGGCCUCUUCUUCAACUUCAACUUCCGGCGUCUUCGAUCGGCAGUCUGGUAAUACGCAUAUUUUGGAAUGAAGACAGGUGCAACGAUUGAAGAGAGCGAAGGUGAAAGUAUGAAGAUCGAUCGCCCAAGCACUCUGUAUGUUUUAUCCCCAAAGCAUCUUUUCGUGAUAAAUAUAUUAGGAAGUAGCAUUGGAUCUUGUUCGGUGAAGAAGCUACGAAAUCCCUUUGCGGGUAUGAUUGAACUGGAGUCCAGGAUUUUGUUGGUGGGCGGUAAAGCGCCCCAUGUUCCUGACUAUCUCUAUUAUUCUCCAUCCUAUAAUAUCGCUCGCAAGGAAAUCUUUGAGGUGAAACAAGGUUCCUGGUCCAUAGUUCCUUCUAAAAUCAUGCCAAGUAUGAACGAGGGGAAGAAACACCCAAUUGUCCAAAAGUUUGGAACCAAGGUAUUUGUGCUGCACAUGGGCUCUCGUUUCGUAUACGACCGCACGAGUGGGAGAUAUUCAACUAAAGUUUUUGAACUUUUUGAUUUUGCUUGUCCAGAGAAGGGUUGGGUUGUGAAAUCAGUACCCUUUUUUGAUGGUUCCCCUUCGGGAUGGUACCGGGUGGUUGACUUCUUACGAAUAGGGGAGAAACUCUACUUGCUCAUCGCUCUUGACUACUGUGGGGAAUGUUCUUAUGUUUUUAAUUUAAAGACAGAGGAAUGGUCGGAGGAUGACCCUUUUUUUUGGAGGAUGGGUUGUCCUCCUAUUGACUUAGGCUUACCAGUGGGUGCUGUCUCGGCUCCUGGUUUGGAUGAUGAAACGUAUGUCGUUUUUGGAUUCUUUGACUACUUUCUAAGAUUUGGAGCUGCACUUUUCACGGAAGGAAAAGGAUGCUCCUGUUAUCAAAAAGUGGACGGCAUCUUCAACUUGGAAGGAUUGAGAAGGAAACGUAUGGCCUGCCAAUUUGUUGAGAUGGGGAACGGUGACUACUUGGGGCUGCUCACAGCUCAAGACGAAAAAACAUUUCACCAAUAUCUUCUUGUAUCAAUCUUUUCACUUGAGGUACUGGCUGCUCAAGUGCCACCCAACCCAUCUCUGGAUAAGCCUAUCAAAACGACAUUCUUAAGUGUUAACCGCAAGAACCAACAUAAGUUCAAUAUUCGUGGGGCUCCUUUCAGUUAUUUUGCCGGAGCUGUAUGUCUUUAGGUAUUGUUUGCAUCUCAGUUUCCCUACGUCUGCGAUCUUCGUGCUGGUAUAGAAAUCACUGUUUUGUCAUAAGUCCGAUCAGAUCAGGCUUCAAGAACCAUUUUUCCUACACUUUCUAUUAAAU